Molecule: messenger RNA, 1514 nt
Organism: Pyrus x bretschneideri (Chinese white pear)
Lineage: Eukaryota; Viridiplantae; Streptophyta; Magnoliopsida; Rosales; Rosaceae
Product: putative transferase At4g12130, mitochondrial
Cellular component (GO): mitochondrial matrix
Molecular function (GO): protein binding
Source: RefSeq, a predicted model, not a curated record
CACGUUCGUCAUUACGCCUUCUCCUUACCCAAAUUUACAGUAACCAAGAAUGCACCGUCUCAAACUCCCCCUGCAGUUCUCCAAAUCCAUUUCCUGCAGUUACAGAGCCCUCCACGACAAAACCCAAUUAGACAGCGCUGUGUCGCUGGCCUCCGUCCUCAAGUCGAGGGCGGUGGUCCGGUUCCGGGGUCCGGACACGGUCAAAUUCCUUCAGGGUCUGCUGACCAACGACGUACGGAAGUUCGGAGAACCCAUGGAUGAGAAGACCUCCACUUUGGCCCCCCCCAAAUUGUCCUGCGUGUCCGAACGGCCCAUGUACGCCGCGCUGCUGACGCCCCAAGGGAGGUUCUUGUACGAUUUCUUCUUGUACACUCCGCCCAGGCCCGAUACCAAGCUCGAUAGGACCGGGUCGGCGCCCGGCCCAGACCCAGAUGAGGGGGUGGAGGUGUUCGCCGACGUGGAUGUUUCGGUCUUGGAUGAGCUAUUGAGUAGCUUGAAGAAAUACCGUUUGAGGGCUAAGGUUGAUAUCGAGAAUAUGGCACAAGAGUUACAAUGCUGGCAGCGUUAUGCCGGAAAAGUCUCUGAAAGAUCCUCCUCUGUGGAAGAACCAGAGGCUGCUGGUGUUGAUCAUUCAGGCAUGUCAUCUGCACGCGGGAAUGCUCUUGGAUGGCAAUGGUUUAAGGAUCCCAGAUUGGAUUGCCUUGGUUUCAGAGGGAUCUUCCCGUCAGAUACAAUACCACCUUUGGUUGAAGCUGGCAAAGAAACAGAUGAACAGAAUUACCGUCUAUGGAGAAUAGAAAAUGGAGUUGCCGAAGGCUCAGCAGAGAUCCCAAAAGGUGAGGCAAUUCCUCUUGAGUAUAACCUGGUGGGUCUAAAUGCAAUUAGCUUCGACAAGGGAUGUUAUGUGGGCCAAGAGCUUAUAGCUCGUACACACCAUCGAGGGGUCAUUCGCAAACGCUUGCUUCCGUUAAGAUUUCUUGAGGAGAGCGGGGAAGAAGCAAAGCAGAACGUUGCUCCUGGCUCCGAAGUGAUUGUCAGUGCCACGGGAAAGAAAGUCGGUACUGUCACAACUCAACUCGGGUGUCGUGGGCUGGGUAUCUUGCGUUUGGACGAAGCCUUCAAGAGAUCAGGUUCAUUGACCAUACAAGGACAGAAAGAUACAAAGGUUGAAGCUAUUAAACCAGAUUGGUGGCCUGCUGAAUGGCUUCAAGAGCAUCAACAUCAAAGUGCAGUUGCUUAGAAUGAUGGUGUUGCCCUUUACAGACUUGUCUGAUCCUGCAUUUGGUCGCCGUGGCGGCAGUAAAGGUACUCGUAUACAUUUAUUUUUUUAUUGUUGAAAUAAAAUAAAAGAAUGUGUUUCGUAGAACACGGUGAUGUAUGUUUUAGUUUACUCAUUGAAAUGACGAGCCGUUUUGGGGCUGAUAUGCCAGUACUUCUUUUGAUUCCAACUUAGGGUAUGUAUGAGAUUCCAAGAAUUGAAUACAGCACAAAACUCAUACACAAUUGCUGCUGCA